Messenger RNA from Cyphomyrmex costatus, 1460 nucleotides. Its product is annotated as protein ABHD17B. Bases 389 to 1249 code for a protein of 286 amino acids. Lineage: Eukaryota; Metazoa; Arthropoda; Insecta; Hymenoptera; Formicidae. Gene Ontology annotation, cellular component: plasma membrane; endosome membrane. Gene Ontology annotation, biological process: protein depalmitoylation. The record is from RefSeq and is a predicted model, not a curated record. Gene Ontology annotation, molecular function: palmitoyl-(protein) hydrolase activity. The transcript is spliced from 3 exons.
GGUGUUGGCGAAAAAGAAGAGACGAAAAAAAGUACGAGGCAAGGUGGGAGAGGAAAGGUCUAUCUGUUCCACCACGAGCCGUCAUGGCUGAAUCAUUGUGAGCAAUUGUGAGCGAUUCUCAUAGGAAACCGAUAACAAAUGACGCCGCGAGUGAUUCAUUAGAGUGAUGAAAAAUCGAGGUUUCCAUUUCGCGCGACAACGACGUUUACGACGUGCCUCCGCAUCUGUCAGCUCCUUUUGAUUCAGCCCAGGACGAACCGAUCGCUGGAGAGCUCCAUGCCGAGGCUUCGCCAGAGGGAGACAACAGGGUGAUCAAAGGGAGAAAGAGAGAUAGAGAGAGAGAGAGAGAGAGAGAGAGAGAUUUUGUGCGUGUCCGGUGCGCUACACGAUGAACGGGUUAAGUCUGAGUGAAUUGUGUUGCUUGUUCUGUUGUCCUCCCUGCCCGUCCAGAAUCGCAGACAAAUUAGCCUUCCUGCCGCCCGAGCCCACGUACACGUUUGUCGAAGACGAGGGCUCCAAGUUCUCCAUCUCUCUAUCGGAACGCGCCGAGUGGCAAUAUACUGAACGCGAGAAAGAGUCGGUGGAAGGUUUCUAUGCGAGGACGUCGCGCGGCAACCGCAUAGCAUGCCUAUUCGUACGUUGCUCAGCGACCGCACGUUUCACCAUCCUCUUUUCACACGGGAAUGCUGUCGAUCUCGGGCAGAUGUCGAGUUUCUACCUUGGGCUGGGCUCACGCAUAAAUUGUAAUAUAUUCAGCUAUGAUUACUCAGGCUACGGAGUGUCGGGUGGCAAGCCGUCCGAGAAAAACCUCUACGCGGACAUCGAUGCCGCGUGGCACGCACUGCGUACACGUUACGGCAUCAGUCCGGAGAACAUAAUACUCUACGGCCAAAGCAUUGGCACUGUACCCACUGUCGAUCUUGCAGCAAGAUACGAGGUCGGCGCGGUAGUGCUGCACUCACCACUCAUGUCUGGCAUGCGAGUUGCUUUCCCGAAAACCAAAAGAACUUGGUUCUUUGAUGCUUUCACCAGCAUAGAUAAAGUGCCGAAAGUAACGUCGCCUGUUCUGGUCAUUCAUGGCACUGAAGACGAAGUUAUAAAUUUUAGCCAUGGUUUGGCUAUUUAUGAAAGAUGUCCACGAGCAGUGGAACCAUUAUGGGUUGAGGGUGCUGGACACAAUGAUGUAGAAUUAUACAAUCAAUACCUCGAACGACUGAAACAAUUUGUAAGCGUGGAAUUGAUAAACUGACGGCGACUCAGCCUCUCCCAGAGUCAGGGAGGACAGGGAGGGGGCCAUAUACAUGCGAACAGUCAAGGACGUACCGUUUCUAACAAUUCUAAUACCAUCAGUUCCAUUUCGACAAGCUCACCAACGGAGAAGCUUGUCUAGCAGUCGCCUCCCACAGGGGAGAAGACACCUGUCCUUCCCUGUGAUGAAGAAUCAUCUUUCGCUUCUGUAG